AGGCCAGAACGUCACACCGGGGGUGGCACUGGUACCAGGUAACGUGGUAACGUGGCAGUCCUCUUCGUCGUUGUCCUUGCCACGUCACCACACACGGACACGUCGUGUCACGUGCUGCUGCCGACGCGUCACCCGGCACCUCAUUCGCUGACCUCUAAUUCCUCGGUCAUCCAUCAUAGACGAUUCCGGGUGGAAUCGAAGAAGGAUUCAGAGGUUAGCCUGACCGAUGGACACCGCGAAGACGUGCUGUCAUCGUGAUCGUUCGCUUGCCUCAAUCUCAGUAAUGGGUUACAGUGAAUAAUUUCCAAGUUCCGAUUGAUCGACAGUGUUUAACAUGUGCGACGAUCGUGUACACAGUUGUGCGCGGUUGAUCUUGGCGAAACGGUUCCCUUCGAAUCACCAGGGAGAAUGGGUAUCCUAGAUUCUUUGUAAGCCAGUGAUUCAUCGACUCGUCUAUCGGCGGAGGUUAUCCAAGCGUCCGAUUGAAUCUUAUCAGCUGGAACGAUGAAAGGGGUAGAUAGCCAGAUUGCAAGGCUGCUCGAUAAGACAGUGGCGAGGGAAGAAUAACAAGGGAACAAAGGGACUUCGAUCCGAGCCGAGUUCUUUCUCGAUUCCGUCAGUUUCCGGCUAGCUAGCGCACUCGAGCGUGAACACGUGCCCGCUCCACGUAAAUCCAGGCCAACCAGAAUAACCAUCGGGGACAAUCGAUUCCACCGGUUGAUAUUUUCUUUCGAGACCAACCUCGAUACGCCGGUGUCGGUGAAGUUUGACGAAUCGUUGGACAUCCACGAAGGGCUUCUUGGAAAAAGAAAAGAAACACCGGUGACAAAACGUGUGCUUUUCGUUGGAUGUGUAGAUGGGUGUUGUUGCCAUUUGUUCGCUUGACGCAGUGGUGACGGGAAGUAGCGGUGUUUGUCACGUUUCCGGAAGUGAAUGGAGCGCAGCGUUUCGGACGACAGAUUAUUGCGAAUACGAGGAACGGAUACAGUGAACUGAAGCGGACCGAUCGUUUCGUCACGUUGAUGGGUACUCUAUCUCGUGGAUCUAGCCGGUAGAUUGUGGACUUGUUGAAUUGAAGCGAGGAAACGAAGCGGCAAUCAAACGAAAGGGGUGAAUUGGAUGCCAGAUCCCUCGGGGUGAUUUGUUUCGCGAUUUCGACUUUCCCACGGGAUCGUGAAUCGGAUGCCGGAAAUAACUGAUGAUGGUUAAGAAUGAACAACCUUCCAGUUUGCAACGACGUACUUGGCGUGUACACGAGGAUCUCGUCGAGCAGAUAGUGAAAGGACAUUUAAUACCGGGGAAGUUGGAGGAACGGAGAUCCAGGGAUUAUUUCUGGUGACUGGCACAUCUAGGGAUGUCGGGAUGGACACUUGGAAAGCUUUAUGAAUCGCGCGACGCCGAUCGCUUUACGGAGCAGAGUUAUCGAUGCUGCAAGUACAAGCUUCGUGGAAACGGAACGUUUUGAGUGGAAUUUAACUUGCAGUGGAAAGAGGAGGUCGAAAAGCGGGCGAGGAAGAGAGGAAAAAGAAAAGCGAAGGAACUAGUCUCACCGCGGGCCAGAGAACCGGGAAGCAUCGUUUUGCAUAACGAAGUUACCAAGCGAUUCGUCGACGCUGCCUUGGAUUGCCUACGAAACAGCUCGAAAACCGUGGCUGCACUGAUUGAAAAUAUUUCUACAACGUAGCUUCCGGUGACGACGCUAAGCACUUGCUGUGGUGAGCUCGAGCCGUGGCCAAAGUCGCUUUCCACGGUUAUGGUGCUGGCGUCGCUGCGAGUGGCCGCCAGCAAAUGCUGUCAUGCUCUUGCCAUGCCAGCCGGCGGCCAAGAAGAGGCCGCUGGCCACGAGGUCCUUGAGAAAAUCAACCAGUUACCUGGUACUGAUCGUCGUCGUCCUCCUGCUGAUCGGCCGCGAGGAAUCCCGUGCCGCCACGCAAAUCCGCUACGCUUCGCGCAUCGUCGAGACCAAGAGCGGACAGAUACGAGGGAUCCUUCAGGAGUUGAACAGCAGACACCUAGAUCCCGUGGAAGUGUUUCGAGGUAUCCCGUACGCGGCACCUCCCGUAGGAGAUUUACGUUUUCGACCACCGAUCUCGCCGAUCCCCUGGGACGGUAUCAAGCUGGCGGAUUCGUUCGGAGCUGUUUGCCCGCAGCACUUUCCCGACAUUCGCAAUGACACAGUUGCUUUACUGCAAAUGCCCCUCGACAGGUACCAACAGCUGAAGCGUUUGUACAUGUUCCUGACCAAUCAGAGCGAGGACUGCCUGUUUCUGAACCUGUACAUACCCGGCAGUGUUAUGAGUCACGGAUAACGAGAAACGCAACGCUGACGCUAUAGAAAUAGUUCUACAAACUGGUGGGGAUGACUGCGACUCGAUUGAACAGGAUAAAAUGCAUGGUUUAUCAAGUUUUAUCAGCGCCUGUCUUGGGAACGGUUUCUGAAUCUUCUUUGAUUUAUAUGUACCAUUCGUACUAUCGUUUAUAAUAAUUCUGUUAUAUCAUAAAACCAUUUUAUUGUGAUCACAUUUGUAUAUAAAUUAUUGUUUGGUUUUGUUGGCGUCGUACUAACCUGUCAAAGUACACUAAAUACACUUUCUUCACACAA
This is a messenger RNA of Osmia bicornis bicornis, 2602 nucleotides long. Its product is annotated as neuroligin-1-like. Lineage: Eukaryota; Metazoa; Arthropoda; Insecta; Hymenoptera; Megachilidae. Gene Ontology annotation, biological process: presynaptic membrane assembly; modulation of chemical synaptic transmission; synaptic vesicle endocytosis. Gene Ontology annotation, molecular function: neurexin family protein binding; signaling receptor activity. The transcript has 8 exons. Gene Ontology annotation, cellular component: synapse; cell surface; postsynaptic membrane. The record is from RefSeq and is a predicted model, not a curated record. Bases 1797 to 2309 code for a protein of 170 amino acids.